Messenger RNA from Paramecium octaurelia, 804 nucleotides. The record is from the annotation of a GenBank genome assembly. Lineage: Eukaryota; Ciliophora; Oligohymenophorea; Peniculida; Parameciidae.
GUCUAUUGAUGCUACAUUGUUGUCGAUGCAAUAAAAGUCGAUCUCCAAAAGAUAGGAACAAAAGCAAUACUAAGUUACAGGAUCACUAAAUUGAGCAAAGGGUGUAGCAGGUGAACCAUUAAUAAGCUUAUAUUGCGAAGAUUAAAGAGAAUGAAUAAAUGAUUCUGAAAAUGUACAAAGAGUUGUAAGAUGAAAAUAGUAGACUUAGGAGUCUUAUAAAUUCGUAUUGAUUAUUUGUUUUAAGGUGUAGAUUGGAAUAGGAGAAAUUAGAAUUGCAAGAGAAAUUCAAUUAGUUAUAGAUUCAAAGCAUAUAAUUUAUUCCUCAAAGUCAUUCGAGAUCAAUACUGGAGGAGACUAAUAUACAUUUUAGUACCAAGCAACAGUCGUUCCAAUUUAAUGACCCUAGCAAUAUAAAAUAUUAAUCGUUAAAAAAAUUGUACGACGAAUUAAUUAAGGAUAAGGACUGGGAUGUUUAGAAAAAGAAUCAGUAUUCAUCCUCAAUAUAGUUUCUGAAUAAUAUUCUUUAAUAGAAAUAGGAGGACUUGGAAUUGGCCUAAGGCCAAAUCAUUAAGCAGAAUAAGAUCAUUGGGGAAUAUGAGUUAAAAUAUAAUUAAUUAUUAUGUAAUACAUAUGAUUAAUAAAUAAGAGGAUUACUAAUAGUUAUAAUAGGAGGUUUACUAAAGGAAGAGAUCAUUCUCGGAAUUUAAAACCAUGGCACUAUCGUAGGACAACCCUUACAAUGGAGUGAUUUAGGAGGCGAUCAAAUUAAACCCUUAGAAAAUUGUAAUAAAAACUAUCAAUUGA